Messenger RNA from Cavenderia fasciculata, 996 nucleotides. RefSeq lists its product as uncharacterized. The record is from RefSeq and is a predicted model, not a curated record. The coding region runs from base 1 to 996 and encodes 331 amino acids. The transcript has a single exon. Lineage: Eukaryota; Evosea; Eumycetozoa; Acytosteliales; Cavenderiaceae.
AUGGAGAAUAACAAUCAACAAUUUUCAUAUCAUCUAUCAAGAUUGAUAGAUCAUUCAUUAUAUUCUCUAUCUUUAUCAACGAUUCAACAAUCACUGGCAUCGGUAGAUCAAUUCAACAUUCAAGAUAGACAAGAACAAAGAAAUGUAAUCAAACAACAGAUAUUAAAUGAUAUUGCCAACAAUGGUAUAUCAAUCAUUAAUAUAUAUAGAUAUCUUCAAACUUAUUGUCAAAGAUUAUCUUCAACCAACAACCACGACAACAACAACAAUGAAGAACACCAACAAACAAAAUUAAAGUGUUGGCGUAUUCAAAGAUCAGAUAUACAAAAGAUAGUUAAUCAUGUACCUCUGUUGGCUAUCUUUUACAUGACAGAACCACAAAGAAAUCAAUUCUAUUCAUUCUUUAAAUCAAAUUCGUCAACGGCAACACUUGAAUCAAACAACAUUCAAAUCGAUCACAAUGAUGGUUUUGAUGUCACAGAUGACAUUGUAUUUGCUACUGUUACAAAUUACAAUGAAUCAACAAAUUGUUUGACAUUUAGAAUUAUCUCUUCACAACGUCAACAACAAUCGCCUGAUUCAUCACUUCAACAACAAACAACAACUACAACGACGACAACAACAACAACAACAACAACUAUAAUCGAUAAUAAUAAUCAAGAUAAUGAUGAUGAAAACUCAAUUACAACGAAAGAAUAUCGAGUAAAUUUAGAUACAUGUUUGCAUGCAUUUGCAAUGUCAUCUUAUUAUGCAUUCUAUCCAACCAAUCAUCAAUUGGAACCAUUGGUUAAAAAACAAAUCAUCAACAAUCAGUCAAGAAAAUCCAAACACAAUCAAUUAACAAAAUUGUUAUUGGCCAGCGAAGCAUCUGCAGACAACUCAUCAACCUCUUCACAAAAAUUGUCACCUCUAACCAAGUGGAGUUUGAUAACUGUAGCAUCAGGUUUCACUUUUAUGUUUUUCCUAAAUCUAUAUAAAAAAUUUAAAAAUAUUUAA